CCGCCGCCAGACCUACAGCCGCGAGGCAGCCCCGCCAGCGACCCGGUGGCGCAGGUGUCUAGGGGUUCCCGAGCGCCCGAGAGCAUGAUCGUGGACAAGCUACUGGACGACAGCCGCGGCGGAGAGGGCUUGCUGGACGCGGCCAGCGACUGCGGUCUCAUGACCAGCCCUCUCAACCUGGCCUACUUCUACGGCGCGUCGCCGCCGGCCGCGGCGCCGGGGACUGGCGACGCCAGCUGCUCGUCGUCGGGGCCCUCGGCGCCCGGCUCUCCCGGCUCAGACUCCUCGGAUUUCUCCGCUUCUUCCGUAUCCUCCUGCGGGGCCGUCGAGUCCCGGCCGAGAGGCGGCGCCCGCGCCGAGCGGCCACAAGUUGAGCCCCAUAUGGGGGUUGGACGGCAGCAGAGAGGACCCUUUCAAGGUGUUCGUGUGAAAAACUCGGUGAAGGAACUCCUGUUGCACAUCCGAAGUCAUAAACAGAAGGCUUCUUCAGGCCAAGCUGUGGAUGAAUUUAAGACACAAGGUGUGAACAUAGAGCAAUUCACAGAACUGAAGAACACAGUAUCAUAUAGUGGGAAAAGGAAAGGGCCUGAUUCAUUGUCUGAUGGACCAGCUUGCAAAAGGCCAGCUCUGUUGCAUACCCAAUUUUUGACACCACCCCAAACACCAACACCAGGGGAGAGUAUGGAAGAUGUUCAUCACAAUGAAUCCAAACAUGACAGCAGUUCCGAUCUGCUUCAAAACAUUAUCAACAUUAAAAAUGAAUGCAGCCCUGUUUCCCUGAACACAGUCCAAGUUAGCUGGAUGAACCCUGUGGUUGUCCCUCAGAGUUCCCCCAGACAGCAGUGUCAGGACUUCCAUGGAGGGCAGGUCUUCUCACCACCUCAGAAAUACCAGCCGUUCCAAGUCAGUGGCUCCCCACAAAUGAUGGAUCAGCCUUCCUUGUACCAAUAUUCUCCACAGAACCAGAAUGUGCAGCAGCAUCAGCAUCACUAUACCCACAACACAAAUCUGGAAUAUAGUCCUUAUUCCAGAACUCAGUCCCCCAACUAUGAACCAAAUUUCUUUGAUGGUCAGGAACUACAGUUGUGCUCAAACCAUAGUUUUGCAUCUCUUCUAAGUAAUCAUGAUGAAUCUGAGAAUAUUGCUGUACCCAUUCAGACUCCUCCCAAUGUCCAGCAACAAAAUGAUGCCCACCUGCAGAACUUUAGCAUGAUGCCAAACAGUGCCUGCGAGCCCAUGGGGGGCCACAGUGCAGGCUCUUCCCCUUUAAACACCUCACUGCCGUUCCAGAACAUCUCUGGAAACUCCAUGAGCACCGCACAGUUAGGAAAGUCAUUUUUUCAGUGGCAGGUAGAGCAGGAGGAAAGCAAAUUGGCAAAUAUUUCCCAAGACCAGUUUCUUUCAAAGGAUGCAGAUGGUGACACGUUCCUCCAUAUUGCUGUUGCCCAAGGGCGAAGGGCACUUUCCUAUGUCCUUGCAAGAAAGAUGAAUGCCCUUCACAUGUUGGAUAUUAAAGAGCACAAUGGACAGAGUGCAUUUCAAGUGGCAGUGGCUGCCAAUCAGCACCUCAUUGUGCAGGAUCUGGUGAACCUUGGGGCCCAGGUGAACACCACAGACUGCUGGGGAAGAACACCUCUGCACGUCUGUGCUGAGAAGGGCCAUUCCCAGGUGCUUCAGGCAAUUCAGAAGGGAGCCGCCAGGAGCAAUCAGUUUGUGGAUCUUGAGGCAACUAACUAUGAAGGCCUGACUCCCCUCCACUGUGCAGUCGUGGCCCACAAUGCUGUGGUGCACGAGCUUCAGAGAAACCAACAGCCACAUUCACCUGAAGUGCAGGAGCUGUUACUGAAGAAUAAGAGUAUGGUUGACACCAUCAAGUGUCUGAUUCAAAUGGGGGCAGCAGUGGAAGCUAAGGAUCGCAAAAGUGGCCGCACAGCCUUGCAUUUGGCAGCCGAAGAAGCAAAUCUGGAACUCAUUCGCCUCUUUUUGGAACUGCCCAGUUGCCUGUCUUUUGUGAAUGCAAAGGCUUACAAUGGGAACACUGCCCUCCACGUUGCUGCCAGCCUACAGUAUCGGGUGGCACAGUUGGAUGCAGUCCGCCUGCUGAUGAGGAAGGGAGCAGACCCUAGUACUCGGAACUUAGAGAAUGAACAGCCAGUACAUUUGGUUCCUGAUGGCCCUGUGGGAGAACAGAUCCGACGUAUCCUGAAGGGAAAAUCCAUUCAGCAGAGAGUCCCACCGUAUUAGCUCCAUUAAUUUGGAGCUUGGUUGGCAACACUCACUGUCAGUUAGGCAGUCCUAAUGUAUCUGUACAUAGACCAUUUGCCCUGUAUUGGCAAAUGAAAGUUGUUUCUAUGAAACAAACAUAUUUAGUUCACUAUUAUAUAGUGGGUUAUAUUAAAAGAAAAGAAGACAAAUAUCUGAUUCCUCUUGGCAGAUUUGAAUAUUUCAUACCCAGGUAUCUGGGAUCUAGGCGUUUGAAUUUAAUUUCACUGGUAAAAUUGACUUCAGUUAACAGUAGCUUUUGGGUAGGAAAAGACUUUGAUAUGUAUGGUAUAAAGCAUUGCUCAUGUAGCAACUGCCAGUUUAAAAGCAGGUAAAUUUUAAACAUUUCUUUAAUAACAAUGAAUGCAUUUGAAAGGAAAAA
Messenger RNA from Orycteropus afer afer, 2644 nucleotides. RefSeq names its product NFKB inhibitor zeta (gene NFKBIZ). Gene Ontology annotation, cellular component: nucleus. NCBI's taxonomy places the organism in Eukaryota, Metazoa, Chordata, Mammalia, Tubulidentata, Orycteropodidae. The record is from RefSeq and is a predicted model, not a curated record. Gene Ontology annotation, molecular function: DNA binding; POU domain binding. Gene Ontology annotation, biological process: regulation of gene expression.